This is a messenger RNA of Plasmopara halstedii, 3891 nucleotides long. Its product is annotated as Zinc finger, C2H2. Gene Ontology annotation, molecular function: histone acetyltransferase activity; protein binding. Bases 1 to 3891 code for a protein of 1296 amino acids. Gene Ontology annotation, biological process: transcription initiation at RNA polymerase III promoter. The record is from RefSeq and is a predicted model, not a curated record. The transcript has 3 exons. NCBI's taxonomy places the organism in Eukaryota, Oomycota, Peronosporomycetes, Peronosporales, Peronosporaceae. Gene Ontology annotation, cellular component: transcription factor TFIIIC complex.
AUGACGCUAUUGCACCCUCAAACCGUCGAGAAUUUAAUACACUUGGCAACAAAAAAUCGUCACGUUCAUGCCGAUAGACCUUCUUGCCACUUCGUAGUGAAGCGACUGCAGCGGCUGAAGCGCCGACGCUCAAGUCAUGGAUUGAAAGUUGAUGCGUCCGAUCCACUUCAAAAAUUACAAGACAUGGAUGAAGACUUUCAUGUUGGUAAAAACAUGAGCGCUUUGUGCGUCUGUUGGUCCUGUCAGUAUCUUCGACAGUGGAGCACAUCUUUGCAGCCCUACCGUUGUAAUUUUAAAUUAUGUAUGAUUGAAUUUGAGUCUUUCAUAGACAUGUACGAACACCAACUAGAGAUACAUGGAUGUCUGAAUCCUAAAACAAAUCGCGUGGUAAAUGACACUUUUCAUCAGCAGCAAGGCACUUUGGCAUUUCCUCCUGCUACAGUUUAUGCAGCUCAACAAUUUAUGGUCCCAAGUCGUCCACCCACCCCUUGGAAGUCGACAAGCGAACUGGAUGAUGAGGCAAAGAUUGUGCGGGACAAGUUGUGGACUAAUAAUCCGGAUCGAUAUGGUAUCCCUUACCGACUGUUUAAAGCAGGAUACCAGCUAGUGAAACGAAAUGGAUGGAAAGAGAUGCAGCGGCAAUUUCAGAUUGCAAUGGAGCACUAUUACUCGGGACUGAGGUUUCUUGCCUCAAGUCGCGGCUUCCGUGACGGCUGUCCAUCAAUUGAGCGAGGCAGAAAUUGGCUGACGUCGACAGACCGAGAAGACAUUUGCUCGCUAUUUCCAUUUGGCGUCAAUGACAAAGUCGACGUUGAGCCUGAAUUUGUUUUAAUCGACACAAAACAUGACCAAGAAAUGCAAGAACGUAUUAUAGUGCUAAGUGAUGACUCUGAGGAUGAAAUUGUGGUCGUGAAUGCCAAUAAAAAAAAGAAAAAGAAAAUUGAGAGAGGAAACUGCGACGUCAAAUCGAAAGUACUAACUGGUGGUAAAUUCUCAUUACUGAAGAAUCGAAAGCUUGUUAACACUGACAGUGAUGCGCGAGAUGUGGAACCUGAAAAUGGCAAGGGUGAUAAAGAAAACACACUCAACAAACACGAUGUUGUCGAUCUUCAGAGCGACGACAAUGCAGCUUUCAAGUCUAGAAGAUGUGACGACAGCGAAACGGAUAGCAAUUUUGGGCUCGAUGUUUCUCGUCCAGCAUAUGUUGAUAAUAGCGAUAGAAGCAGUGAAAGUGAUGAUGAAGAAAGACACUCGUUAAAAGCUACUCCAAAAAGCUUGAACAUGAUUAUCAGUGUCAGCGACAAAGUGCCAGCAGUAAAACCGCUACCAACGGAUGUCGAGUCUCGCGAGCGAAUACCUGGAACUCCUUUAAUCCCUGGAGGAGCAGCAUGGUCCGAGGACGGUCGACUUGCUGUCGUAUCUGACUCAAGCAUCCUCGUCGCCACUUUCCGCAGUCGCGAACUCGAAAUGUAUCAGCCUUAUGGUCCUGCCGUCUCGAAAGACUUUGUAUUUUUACCGAAAACUCCAAUCAAUGAGCAUGUCCCGGUUGCGAUACCUCGAGUGAUCAAGUCGCUCGACGCUGGACUGCCACAACUCAGUACCACAUAUCUUCUACUAAACGAGAGCGAUCGUCACCAACACAACCCCAAGGAGCUGUCUCUGUCCAAAAACGCUGGAGCUGCUUUCAUUGCCGCCGAAUGGGGACCUCGAGGUUCCGCACCAAAUAAUUCAUGUGCCUUAUUAGCACUCACAGCGUCGUCUAGGCUGAGUCUGCACUUUCCAUCGAGCUUCCACAUGAACUGGAGCGAAGUUGCUGUUCUCUCCGAAAACUUAUUUACAUUUUUUCAACGCCAUUGCUUCCGUUUGGGACCAUCCCAUGAUAAUCGUUCUACUACCAUACCACCAAGUACAGCAAUGGCAACACCACGAGGAGACAAAAAGAUUAGAACACGGAAAAUGGACGAUACGGUUGGUUCUGUUGCUGUAAAUUCUAUAGCUGAGUAUACGCAUCAAUGCGCUUUAUUGUCGACCCUGACCAUGGCAUGGUCACCAUUCAUGGUGACUGUGGAUAAGCAAGUUACUACGUCGCUAAUCGCGCUGUCAGGACGAAAAGUGAGUACUAUCUGGGCAUACAUGUAUCGCUCAUUUGUAGAGGACCACGAAUCGGAACCAUUUCUUUCAACAGCUCCGAUUGCGUGGAUUGAUACGGACAAGUACGGUUGGGUAUCAACAAGUGCUUGGCAGAAAAUGCAUCAAUACGGAACCGCGUUUAAAACGCAAAAAGAGCUUGGAUUAGCGCUAGGAACGUCAGAAGGAAGUGUGUUGAUUGUGAAAGUUCCAGUUACGGAAAAUGUGCCAAAUGAUUCACCACAAGAAUUGACGAUAGAACGCGUCAUCGUGGCUCCUUCUUCUCAGCCAAUUUAUGGAUUGUGCAUGGGCAGUCACUGGACAUUUUCAGAUAGUCCCACUAAUGACUUGAUUGUUGCAUCGGGAUCGACAAUCUCUGUGUGGAAUCUGAAAAAAAAGAAACAGACGCAGCCAAAUGUCAAGUGGAAUGCUCACGAAGGCAAUAUAACUGGUCUUGACAUAGAUUAUUUUGGGGACGCCAUUACCUCAGCUGCUGUGGAUGGCACGAUUAAAGUAUGGAGUAAAACAGGUCAAUUGGUGUACUCAAGUGACGCCGUCCCGCCCAAGUCAGAAAUAGAAGAUUCGGGAUGUACUACGACGACUACUGCGGCAAAUUCGGGUAAAUAUCCGGUGUUUGGUCUGGCCCUGUCACCAAGUUCUGCACUGUUGGCAUGCUUGUUUGUAGUGCCUCCUGCUUCUCGCCCGAACCGUAAAUCUCAGGCUGACGUUUCUUAUAGUCGAGUUUCAAGCUCACUAGAGUACAUUCCGUUGCCAUGGGUAAAAAACUGCGAUCAAAUGAUAGAGAUGGUGUGCCGCAUUCUUAAUGAGAGUCAAUCUGUGAGCAAUUUUAUGGAUGUUGCUUGGCUUUGCUACAACGAUAAUGCAGCCAUUAUGUCAUGCAACGGCUCUUCAAGCUUGGAUAUUCCCAGUGUACUCAACAAGUUCACAAAUGACACCGACAACAGUAAUGUGCUCGCGCCUCAGCCGAUCUAUCUUCAUCUCUGCCAAGAACUUGAAAAGAUAUACGACGAAUCUACUUCGACUGCUAAACAGAAUAUGUGCCUUCCUAUCCCACUUUAUCUCCAAGCAUCGGUAUUGUUGCGCAGUGCAGUCACACCGGCUGAUCAUUUAGUAGCUGCCCACAACUUAGCGCUAGUGAAGCUUCGACGAACACUAGGUGUAUACUGGGCUACGCGAUGUUUGACUGCCCUUGUGGCCGCGGCUACGAAGAAAAAUAAGGUACUCAGUGACCACCUCAAUGGCUCGCCACCGGAAAUUAUCAGUGCUUUGAUAAUGGCUGAUUUUCUUAGUGUGCAAGAUCCGUUGACGUCCUGUCAUGAGACUCUUGUGACGCAAAUUUAUACUCAAUUGGACUCACCCGAUCACGCUGCUGUAUGGAUUGCGUAUGUGAAGGCAAAAGCAAACGAACAGACAGCUGAUGAAAUCAAACCAGCUGUGCCUAUACCACCGUCACGAGAAACGUGUUUUAUCUGCCAAAAGAGUGUACCUUUUGGCGAACUCGAGAUUCUCUGUGCAUCUCGGCAUAUUUUAGAAAGAUGUUUUCUUUCGUUCCGGUGCAUUUCGGCUAUGGAAGUUUGGAAGUGUAUGGGCUGCGGGGCUUCAGCUUCCGAGUUUGACACUUCAGGUGGCACGACACCGUUCUUUCUAUUGGACUCUAACGACCAUGAUGACGAGGCCGCUGCGUCGAGGACGAAAGUCAUUUGUCGCUUGUGUGGAAGCUAUUGCAGAUUUCUUAGAUAUUAA